Messenger RNA from Piliocolobus tephrosceles (Ugandan red Colobus), 860 nucleotides. RefSeq names its product gamma-aminobutyric acid receptor-associated protein. Bases 72 to 425 code for a protein of 117 amino acids. The transcript has a single exon. Lineage: Eukaryota; Metazoa; Chordata; Mammalia; Primates; Cercopithecidae. The record is from RefSeq and is a predicted model, not a curated record.
CGCCGCCGCCCCCCGUCCCGGCCCCCCCGGGUUCCCUCAGCCCAGCCCGGUCCAGCCCGGUUCCCGGGAGGAUGAAGUUCGUGUACAAAGAAGAGCAUCCGUUCGAGAAACGCCGCUCUGAGGGCGAGAAAAUCCGAAAGAAAUACCCGGACCGGGUGCCGGUGAUAGUAGAAAAGGCUCCCAAAGCUCGGAUAGGAGACCUGGACAAAAAGAAAUACCUGGUGCCUUCUGAUCUCACAGUUGGUCAGUUCUACUUCUUGAUCCGGAAGCGAAUUCAUCUCCGAGCUGAGGAUGCCUUGUUUUUCUUUGUCAACAAUGUCAUUCCACCCACCAGUGCCACAAUGGGUCAGCUCUACCAGGAACACCAUGAAGAAGACUUCUUUCUCUACAUUGCCUACAGUGACGAAAGUGUGUACGGUCUGUGAAGCUGCUGUCCCUCAGCUGGAGGGGGGUCUCGUUCUACAAAGAGAGAGGUGGCCCCCUUUUCUUGACCUCCUCCUCCUUCAAGCUCAAACACCACCUCCCUUAUUCAGGACGGGCACUUCUUAAUGUUUGAGGCUUUCUCCCCAGCCUCUCUUAGGAGGGGUAAUGGUGGAGUUGGCAUCUUGUACCUCUCCUUUCUCCUUUCUUCCCCUUUCUCUGCCUGCCUUUCCCAUCCUGCUUUAGACUUCUUGAUUGUCAGUCUCUGUCACAUCCAGUGAUUGUUUUGGUUUCUGUUCCCUUUCUGACUGCCCAAGGGGCUCAGAACCCCAGCAAUCCCUUCCUUUCACUACCUUCUUUUUUGGGGGUAGUUGGAAGGGACUGAAAUUGUGGGGGGAAAGGUAGGAGGCACAUCAAUAAAGAGGAAACCACCAAAAAAA